Molecule: messenger RNA, 474 nt
Organism: Symbiodinium sp. CCMP2592
Lineage: Eukaryota; Dinophyceae; Suessiales; Symbiodiniaceae
Source: the annotation of a GenBank genome assembly
AUGUGUGUGUGUGUGUGUGUGCCUCAGCCGCGCUGGAGUUUGAGCGCUGUGAACUUGCAUCCUCCCUGUCGUGUGAGCUUCUCGGCUGAGGUAGCAGCAGCAGUCACUGACGUUUUUAUGCGCUGGCUGGUUCGUGGAGCACUUCGCUUUGAUGAUCGAGCUGACGCGCAUGCUCACGAACCUGCUGUUAUGACGCCGGACACGAUGGCUGGUGGCUUACAGCGUUGUGCUGUUGAUAGCAAGCAGAUCGCAGAAGGCUAUGCAAGACGCAAGCUUUCAAGCUUCUGGAGCCCAGUUUCUGAUAUGCCACGAGGCGAGCAGGCGAGGUACUCGCAGCCGCAGACAAGCCGAAUACAACCCCCGAAAGCAAGAACACAGCGAAGGAUCUCGAAGCUGAGGGUUUCCUCCGCGAUGUGCUUCGUCACUGUGCCGUGCUCUUCCACACAGAUCAGGGAGCUUCGGGACAACUUCUGA